Argiope bruennichi is the source of this 1114-nucleotide messenger RNA. RefSeq lists its product as uncharacterized. Bases 119 to 814 code for a protein of 231 amino acids. The record is from RefSeq and is a predicted model, not a curated record. The transcript is spliced from 5 exons. NCBI's taxonomy places the organism in Eukaryota, Metazoa, Arthropoda, Arachnida, Araneae, Araneidae.
AAAUAAAAAAAAGAAACACGUUAACCGCAACGGAUAUAAAAGAUCUUGCUUCCCUUCGGAGCUUCACAUUUUUGAAUCUUCAGUUAAACCAGAUCGAGUUUAGUUCCUUGGGCUGAAGAUGAAGCUUUAUUUCUUUGCAGUGCUUUUGUUGGGAAUUGCUGCCCAUCAAGUAUAUUCCCAAGCAUGCCAUUUACGGGAAAUAGAUUUAUGCGUGGCAAUUGGCAUGUUCCAUUACCAAAGCAACGGUAUCCCACCAGAUGAGGAGAAAGUGAACGAAUGGUGCGAAACCAUGCAAGAAGUGUCUCAGUGUAUGGGCAAUUUCACCGAUAAAUGCUUGUCACCUCUGCAGAAGGAAUUGAUGGGUCUUUUGGCUGGAUCGGGUGAAAUCGGCAAACAGUUCUGCCAGCCUGGUUCCGAAAUUAGAGCCAAUUACUUGACUCAUGCCGAGUGCUUAGCUGAUGGUGCAGAAGGCGAUGAUUUCAAAACCCAGUUGAGAGACAUCCAAGUUGUUAUCGAAAAGAUGUUUGAUGUUCCAUUCAAGAAACGAUUCCCUCUCAUGUGCUGUGGAUUCAGACGAUUCCAUGAGACAACUGAGAAAAUGACGGCCAAGCGAUGUGGUGAGGAAUCAGUGGCGAUGAUCCGUAACAUCAUGAAGAUGAUCGUUACUGAUCUCCCAGACAUCAUCUGCCAACGAUUCGACCCUGUCAGUGACGAAUGCAGGGAACUUCUUCCACCAUCAGGCACCCCACCCAAAGGAGCCGAGAACCAGACCCAAAUUGGAAAGUUGAUGGACACUGUCUUGGGCAACCUCUAAAUAAUCUGUGAUCCUUUUCUAUCAGCGGUUUGUGACCAAAGAGAUGUAAUCCACUUCGCACAUAAUCAGAUGAAUCACUUAGCACUCGCACAUUGUAAAGGAAAAAAUAAUCAAUGAAGAUGUUGAAAUGAGCUUAAAUUUUUUGCCUCCUCAUAAACUUUAGAUCUUCUCAUAUGUAUGUUGCACAACCGCUGGUGUUCAUAUGCAUUUCAUUUCUCUCCAUGUAAAUAUGUAGCAUGUACCAUUUAGAUAACGUCGUGAUGCAUAUUGAUUUGUUGACAAUAAACUUUUUUUUACAUA